AUGGACCGCACGGUGCGUGCAGAAGUCGCCGCUGAUGAACGUGAAGUCCUGAGCGACCCGGGCGCGGACGAUGACCUCGACGGCGACUGGAUGAGCGACGAGAACCCGCAGGUCCUGGGCGGCGAGGAGUUUACAGACUUGAAGAAGUUCGACGUAUUUUUGGCGCAAGCGCGCAGCCAGCUGGAUGUGUACUGGCAGUACGAGUUGCCGAUACAGCACCUAGUGCUCGCACAUGCGUGCGAACUCGCUGCCGACCGGCAAGACGUGUCCAAGCUGUCGGCGGACGCUCUCGCUGUUGUGCACGCGAACUUGAUUUUCGCACACCUGCUACAGCAUGGCAUCGACCCGACAACUGCGGCCGCGGAGCUGCGGGUGUCUUACGUGACCACGAGUCUCGACAGCGUGCGCCUUUACCUCAUUCGCGGACUUUGGACUGAAUUAUUGCGUUGCGAUGCGUCAGACGAUGACGACUUCAACUUUGCCGUCGGCGCCUUCCAGAAAGAUAUACGAGCCGCCGACGGCGGCGGAGCCGCCGCGGCGGCGCAGCUGCCGGCGCACUUGGUGAUUCCGGCGGAACCGUUAAGGGUGAUGUGCACUUUGGCAGGCGACUUCGUGUCAUGGUUGAUGGCUACGGGUGCUCCGGCGGCGGCGGAGGCAGCGGGUGGGAGCACGGAGGUCGUGACGGUGCGGUUGUUGAACAGUUCCCUGCACAACAUGUUUGACGCUCUGGAGAUGCCACGCGGAAAGUUCCGGGAAUUGUCGGGUACGCGUGCAGGAACGGGCGCAGGAACGGGCGCAGGGACGGGCGCGGGGACGGGCGCGGGAGUUUUGGGUACGACACGGCGUUGGACUCACGCGACGGACCCCGACUUCGGUGUGUUGGAGUAUUCGUUGCUAGAUGAGGUGGCGCACAAGCCUUCAUUUUUCCACCAGUUGGAGAACAUCCGUCGUGAGCCAGAAGGCGUGAGUUUGUUGUUGCCUAGUCGCGUGGAGCGGAUGGUUGCGGAGCUGAGUCUUCGGCGUGCCGCUACGGACACCUUCCGAACGCAGUUGUGUGAGACGUUGUGCGACUACCGGCGUUUUUACGACCAAGAGUCCUUGCCGUUGGCGCUGGAGUUGUGGCAGAAGGUUGCAGAACUGUUGGUGCUUACACCUACACGGGCGACCCCACAGGCGCUGCAGGUGGCACAGCUGCAGUCGCUGGUGGCGCUGCCGCUGCUCCUGAACGGUCCCGUGGCGCAGUGCGACCUGCUGCGCCACUUUAUCGCCAAGUCCGUCGGCGCACUCUUCGAGCGCUGUUUCCAGGAAGCACUCCAAACCAUCCGUAACCCCACGGAACAAGAGACCUGGUUCCUCCCGCGACUGGCCGAGCUAGAUGAACUACUGGCCGUGGACGACGAAGACCGCGACCAGGAUGGACGAGACCCGGAGCAGGAGGGGGACGCGGCGGAGGUAGAGAAAGCGUGGGCGGCGGUGGUUCACAAGUUCGGGGUAGCUAGUCAGAAGUUCAUUGCGGAAUUGCGCACUGAAAUUACUUACUUCUCGGAAGUCUGGGCGAGUUUAUUGCCGGGUAACCAACACGCGAUGGUGGUGGUAUUCGUGGCGGAAGGUCGACUACGGGACAUGUUGGCAGAGUUGCGGCAGUCGCCGUUCUGGCCAGAGGACACAUUGCCGCCUUCUAGUGCGGGCAUAACGGCGUCGUUGCAUAAAUUUGAGGUGUUGUUGAACGAAGUGCGCUUGUGCGCGCGUUUCGAGAACCUGUUAACAGAGAACGAGCCGUUGGGAGCGCCGUUUAGUGCCUCAAUUGCGUCUGCACUUACACGGCGGCUGCGUUCGGUAGAGCCGCUCUUGGCCCGGUGUCUGGUUGACGACUGGACGCCAGUCGACCCGCCUGGUAGUUUAUGUAGUGCUGGUGCGGUGGACUUCUUCCAGUUCGUGCACCACGUACUAGACGCCGUCUGGGAGUACGAAGCACCUCCCGAGUGGGUGAUGCCGAUCCUGCUGCAGUUCCUGGUGCGCAUCGCGCACCGAUUCGCCGAGCACACACGUGCGACAGUUGCCGAGCCACGUCUCGGCUACAUCGCACACUACGCAGAUCAGGUCGUCGCCAACCUUACUAACCCACUACCACGUGUAGACGUCUCACUUCUGGGCCAACUUAUGGGCAAGCGAAAGCAUAAGGGCAUCAAAGGUUUCUUCGGUCUCAAAGGUCAGACGAAAACCAAGCCAAGAGUUACGCCUCCUGCUGGCGACAGCCCCACGGCGGCCGAACUCCCGGAAGAUCUGUUGCUGGGGCCCGACGGCCAACUGCCCCCUGAAAUUGCCGAGGAACUCAAGGACCUGGCAGCGCGGAUUGGGCCCCAACUGGCGCUCCAGCUCUACGGCAUCGCGGGCGCCCUGGAGGCGCCCGCCGGACCGACAGGGGCAGGACCGACAGGGGCAGGACCGACAGGUGCGGGUCCAACAGGGGCAGGGUCGGCGGGGGCCAAGGGUUGGUUAACACGGCUACACAAUCUGUGGUAUUUCCAAGGUGAGAUCGGGUCGUUGGCCACACGUGUGCUCCAAGUGGCUUCGACGCAGGCCAAGGGACGCGCCGCGGCUGAGGCGUCGGAAGUGUUGCAGGCAAUGGAGCGUGCUGGCGGUCGCAAGGUGGUAUUACAGCAAUUUGAUCAGAACGAGGAAGAGAACUAUCAGCUGUGGCAGAGUCAGUUGAUGGAGACAGUGACGCAGUGCCGACAGGCUAUGUUUGUGGGAGCGGCGGAGGUCUGUCGCUUCUGCGCGUUGCGAGUGGUCUAUUACGAUUUGUCCUGCGACCUGUUCGAAGAGCUCUACCAGCCGAGCAUCCAGAAGGGACACACUCUUGCGGACUUGGUGGCUGCACUUGACGGCACAGUGAUGAAGUUUGUAAAUGCCACACCCGCAACGUUCCAGGAAAUGCUUCUACACGAGAUACUCGUGAAUCUCAACAAAGCUUGGCUGCUGCUGGUCACGGAACUCGGGUACAGCGGCCACCAGUUCGAGGCUGAAGACCUGGAGGUUCUAGCCGCAGACCUGGCGAGUCUGAAAGCCUUCGCGAAAAAGUACCAAGCAGACAGCCGGCUUGAAACCGACGAGGGGGCUCCCGUCGACGUCGGCGAAUUCAUCACCUUCCUCAGCAACUCUCCCAACGUACUUGCACAACUAGGAGGCAACUACGACAAAAAGAAACCCGCCCCUGCCGCCGCCGCGCCCGCUGCUGCUGCCGAUGGCGACCAAGACGACGAAGACGUUAAGAAUAUGUUCGCAGGACUUGGCGCCGCCACCUCGCCUGCCUUCAAGGCCGAGGAAAUCGUUGGCAAGUCCAAAAAGAAAAAAGGCGUCUUUGGGGGCGCCAUGAAGCUAUUGAAGAUCAAAUAA
This is a messenger RNA of Gregarina niphandrodes, 3396 nucleotides long. RefSeq lists its product as hypothetical. The transcript has a single exon. The record is from RefSeq and is a predicted model, not a curated record. The coding region runs from base 1 to 3396 and encodes 1131 amino acids. Lineage: Eukaryota; Apicomplexa; Conoidasida; Eugregarinorida; Gregarinidae.